Molecule: messenger RNA, 1286 nt
Organism: Frieseomelitta varia
Lineage: Eukaryota; Metazoa; Arthropoda; Insecta; Hymenoptera; Apidae
Product: ankyrin repeat and MYND domain-containing protein 2
Exons: 3
Coding region: 22-1245 (407 amino acids)
Molecular function (GO): protein binding
Source: RefSeq, a predicted model, not a curated record
UACUGAUCGAUAGUAAGAAAAAUGGCGCCUUCCCCGGAGGGAUUAAUCGCCGUACAAAAGCAAAUUUUUACAAAAAUUAGCAACAAUGAAGUGUCUGAGCUCAAGACAUUGUUGGCGGCAAACAAAAUUAAAAUGGAUUUUGUUGAUGAAAAUGGUAUGAGUCCACUUCAACAUGCCUGUUACAAAGGAAAUAAGGAAAUAGUGCAGAUGCUUCUAGAUCAGGGAGCAGAUGUGAAUGCAUGUCAACACGAGCAUGCAUAUACAGCUUUGCAUUUUGCAGCCCUUAGUGGAAAUGCAGAACUCUGUCAUCUUUUAAUGUCUUAUGGAGCACGUUUGACAGCAACAAACAGUGUAGGACGGACUCCGGCACAGAUGGCAGCAUUUGUGGGAAAUCAUAACUGUGUAGCAACUAUCAACAAUUUUAUUCCAAAAGCUGACAUAGAUUAUUAUGUUAAACCACAAGGUUUGCAAACAGAAUCAAUGCUUCCACCGCAUCUAGCAGAUUCUUUCCAUAAAUUUAUAAUGCAAAUCAAUGUGCAUCCUGUGCGUGUGGCUAUGAAUUUACAAAGAUAUCCUGGUCUUUUAGAAAAUGCAGCUAAGGUACAAAAGGUUUUAGAAUCUAUGCACCAUAAAGAAAUGACAAGAGGUGCAGAAACAAACGAAGUGAUGGCGUUUAAAUAUCAUUAUUUAAGUUGCAUUGUAGCCGAGGUAAUCAAGUUUCAAAAGAGACAGGAAGCAAUGAAAGCAGAGAAAAUUGAUAAAACAAACGAGGAAGGAGAAGAAAAGAAAUCAGAUACUAUCGAAGGUCUAAUAAGAAAAUUUCUAAAAUGUAGCAAAAGCGACGGUGUACCAGAAUACCAGGAAGCUUUUUUGAGAGAAAGCGUGAGAGAAUUUCCAUAUAGAGAAAGUACUAUUUUUCGCCAAAUGGUAGCAACUCUUGCAGCCAGCGAUCCACCAUCUGCUGCGUCAGUAGUAUCAGCUGCAAUUGAUGGUCAAAGAGCUUUCUUAGACAAUGCUCAAGUCUGCAUUACUUGUGGAGAAGAUAAAGCAAAUAAAAAGUGCAGCAAAUGUAAAGCGGUGCAAUAUUGUGACAGGGAAUGCCAAAGACUUCAUUGGUUUAUGCAUAAAAAGGCAUGUACCAGAUUAGGUCAAAAUGUAACGCCAAGUGCGAAGAUAAGCGACGCAGAUAAGGAACAAAUAAGCAAUGCUGUGAGCUCUAGGCUACAAAAUCUAAGUGUUAACUAAUAACACAGUAAUAAAUAAAAAAAUCAAUUCUAAACAAUUAA